CUCUACACCACCUGAGGCCUUGGCAACCAGCCCCGCCCUCCCCAGGCCAGGAGAGGCCGCCAAGCCCAGGGGAGAGGGCCCAGGCCUGUCUGUAUCCCAGAUAUGCAGCUGGGAAUACGUGGGUGCUUGGCCACUGCGGACUUUGUGAAUGAAAGAGAGAAGGGAGGAAAGAUGCCCUUCCAGGACAAGGCAGCUCCUCAAAGCUCCACCAGGACCCACGUGCACCAGGCAUCUGGAACCCUCGGCCCCCAUGGACCCCCUGAGGCGCUCCCCCUCUCCCUGCUCAUCCUCGAGGCCCUCCAGCCCCAGCACCCCACCCUGCGAGAUGCUUGGUCCCGUGGGCAUCGAGGCUGUGCUGGACCAGCUGAAGAUCAAGGCUAUGAAGAUGGGCUUUGAGUUUAACAUCAUGGUGGUAGGGCAGAGCGGGCUGGGCAAGUCCACCAUGGUGAACACGCUGUUCAAGUCCAAAGUGUGGAAGUCAAACCCGCCAGGCUUGGGGGUGCCCACACCCCAGACGCUGCAGCUGCAUUCAGUGACCCAUGUCAUUGAGGAGAAGGGUGUGAAGCUGAAGCUGACAGUGACCGACACGCCUGGCUUCGGGGACCAAAUCAACAAUGACAAGUGCUGGGACCCCAUCCUGGGCUACAUCAACGAGCAGUACGAGCGGUACCUGCAGGAGGAGAUCCUCAUCACCCGCCAGCGCCACAUCCCAGACACCCGCGUGCACUGCUGUGUGUACUUCGUGCCACCCACUGGGCACUGCCUGCGGCCCCUGGACAUUGAGUUCCUGCAGCGGCUGUGCCAGACUGUAAAUGUGGUGCCUGUGAUCGCCCGGGCAGACAGCCUGACCAUGGAGGAGCGAGAGGCCUUCAGGCGCAGGAUCCAGCAGAACCUGAGGACUCACUGCAUUGACAUCUACCCCCAGAAGUGCUUUGACGAGGACAUCAAUGACAAAAUCCUCAACAGCAAGUUACGGGACCGAAUCCCCUUUGCUGUGGUAGGAGCUGACCGAGAGCACCUGGUGAACGGGAGGUGUGUCCUGGGCCGGAAGACCAAGUGGGGCAUCAUCGAAGUGGAGAACAUGGCGCACUGUGAGUUUCCUCUCCUGAGAGACCUGCUCAUCCGCUCCCACCUCCAAGACCUGAAGGACAUAACCCACAACGUGCACUACGAGAAUUACCGCGUCAUCAGACUCAAUGAAAGCCACCUGCUGCCCCGAGGGCCAGGCUGGGUGAACCUGGCCCCAGCCUCCCCAGGACAGCUGACCUCCCCCCGGCCCUUCAAGGUCUGCAGGGGGGCCCACGACGAUUCUGAGGAUGAGUUCUGAGCACCGGCUAAUCCUGGGCCCGCAGGGCUUCCUGAGUCCCCAGCGGCCCUCAACACACAUCCGUGUAUCCGAGCAUUUAUUAAAACGUGGACCUUGCUUUUUAUGAAAAGCUGGGCUUUGAAAACAAAAGGCAUUUUGUAAAUGACUUCUUUGAGCUACCCACAAAUAAAAGGCCGGGUCUCACUCUGUUACCCAGGCUGGAGCAGACUGCCGCGAUCAUAACUC
This is a messenger RNA of Cebus imitator (Panamanian white-faced capuchin), 1552 nucleotides long. It is a transcript of the gene SEPTIN12, whose product is annotated as septin 12. The record is from RefSeq and is a predicted model, not a curated record. The transcript has 12 exons. Gene Ontology annotation, biological process: cytoskeleton-dependent cytokinesis. Gene Ontology annotation, molecular function: GTP binding; molecular adaptor activity; GTPase activity. Lineage: Eukaryota; Metazoa; Chordata; Mammalia; Primates; Cebidae. Gene Ontology annotation, cellular component: cell division site; microtubule cytoskeleton; septin ring. The coding region runs from base 149 to 1327 and encodes 392 amino acids.